This is a messenger RNA of Malassezia sympodialis ATCC 42132, 1635 nucleotides long. RefSeq lists its product as uncharacterized. The record is from RefSeq and is a predicted model, not a curated record. Gene Ontology annotation, cellular component: cytoplasm; nucleus. Bases 1 to 1635 code for a protein of 544 amino acids. Gene Ontology annotation, biological process: peptidyl-serine phosphorylation; peptidyl-threonine phosphorylation. Lineage: Eukaryota; Fungi; Basidiomycota; Malasseziomycetes; Malasseziales; Malasseziaceae. Gene Ontology annotation, molecular function: protein tyrosine kinase activity; protein serine/threonine kinase activity; ATP binding. The transcript has 2 exons.
AUGACUGAGGUGGUGCAAGGGCGCGAGACGGCGUCUAGUACCACAUCCACAGCUGCAUCGAUGUCGAUGCGCAUGAAGCGACCGGGGCAGCCGCAGUUCGAGGGAUUCUGGCAGGUCCAGUCGCUCGAGGACCUACGGCCGAUGACAGACAUCCGCGCGCUCUGCGACAAGCAGCGCCGUGCUGAUCCCGCAGGUGGGCUUGUGAGUCCGCUCAAGGCGCUCACGUCGUAUCUGCACCACACGUACCACAUGGUGAAUCCAGCGUUUGUGUAUGAGUUGGCAUUCAACCCGCGGCGGGUGCUCACCAAGCCGAGUAAGCCCAUGUACAACGAUGGGCAUGACAACGAGGACAGUGACUAUAUUCUGUAUGUGAACGACUAUCUGGGAGGCGAGGAUGGGCAUCGGUACCUGAUCCUCGACGUGCUGGGCCAAGGAACCUUCGGGCAGGUGGUCAAGUGCCAGAAUAUGACGACGCACGAUAUUGUGGCCGUCAAGGUGAUCAAGAACAAGCCCGCGUACUUCAACCAAAGCAUGAUGGAGGUCACGAUCCUCGAGACGCUCAACCAGCACUGGGACCCUGACGACCGGCAUAACAUCUUGCGUCUGCAGGACACGUUUAUCCACCACAAGCACUUGUGUCUGGUGUUUGAGCUGCUGUCGUCGAAUUUGUACGAGCUUAUCAAGCAAAACUCGUUCCGAGGCCUGAGUACGAGCCUGGUGCGUGUGUUUGUUACACAGUUGCUCGAUGCGCUCGUCGUGCUCAAAGAUGCGCGGCUGAUCCACUGCGAUUUAAAGCCUGAGAAUAUUCUGCUGCGUACGCUGCAGACGCCUUCGAUCAAGCUCGUCGACUUCGGCUCGGCGUGCCACGAGGAGCAGACGGUGUACACGUAUAUUCAAAGCCGGUUCUACCGCUCGCCCGAGGUGCUUCUCGGCCUGUCGUACACGGCGGCGAUCGAUAUGUGGUCGCUCGGGUGCAUUGCGGCCGAGUUGUUUCUGGGCCUCCCCAUCUUCCCCGGCACGUCUGAGUACAACCAGAUUAGCCGUAUCGUCCACAUGCUCGGCGUGCCGCCCGCCUAUAUGAUGGAGCGUGGCCGUCAGACUCGCGAGUUCUUCAAUGUGCACACGGACUCGUACGGGCGCCUCACAUACCAGCUCAAGCCCAUGGACCAGUACUCGCGCGAGCACCGCGUCCAGGAGCAAGCGAGCAAGCAGUACUUUCCGGGCACGACGCUGCCUGAAAUUAUCCGGCUCACGCCUAUGCCGCGGCGCAGUGGGCGCGCCGCAGAUACAGAAAAGGAGAUGGCCAACCGCGCCGCGUUCACCGACUUUGUGGCGGGCUUGCUGAACCUCAACCCGUUGGAGCGCUGGACGCCCCAGCAGGCAAAGCAGCACCCCUUUAUCACCGGUGAGCCGUUCACGCAGCCAUGGGUUCCGCCCCGCACCACACCGCCACAGCCGGCCCCGCCGAGUGCGGCCGCCGAGGCGACGGCGGCUGCGUCGCCGGCCAUCUACGAAGACACUGUGUCGGAGGACCCGUACGCAGUCGCCCAGCCGUACGCGCGCGCACAGGGCAAGCGCGCCUCCUAUAUAUCGCCGCCCGGAUCGCGAGCUGUAUGCCACGGCGCCGGCGGCUAG